Cadophora gregata is the source of this 5557-nucleotide messenger RNA. RefSeq lists its product as uncharacterized. The coding region runs from base 1847 to 5557 and encodes 1236 amino acids. The record is from RefSeq and is a predicted model, not a curated record. NCBI's taxonomy places the organism in Eukaryota, Fungi, Ascomycota, Leotiomycetes, Helotiales, Ploettnerulaceae. The transcript is spliced from 4 exons.
CUUCACUACUACCUCCCUUCAUUCCUCUUUCGACCUUCACUUGACAGGGUGAAGGUAACAUCGCCACAAUAGCCUCUCAAGCACAAACCCCUAUCGGCAUAUAAAGCUACUUCUUUAAUACAGCGACUAGCAACAUUCCAUAGAGUACACUAUCUAUCUGUUACAGUGUAAGCCUCGCUUAUUCACAGCUGCAGAUCUAUAAGAAGUCAGAACCCUCCCCUCUCUCUCGCAGCAACACUGGUCACACGGAGUUUCUCCCCGUAGCUCCACAUAGUAAUUGCCUUGCGAGGAAGUCGUGACCUGUACUACCAUGCUCAUGCAGGCUGGGUAAGUACUUUGUAACGUCCCACAAGAUGCCGCCGAGAGUUUGCUGCUUUUCAGAGGCUUCUCUGCGUCAGGACCACACCCUGGCUGAGCACCCCCAUCACUUCGCAAGAUCCUGGCCUUCCUGAUCUUCAUCAAAGCCUCCUGUAGAUGACCUCGAACCUCUCGCUACCAAGAUUUUACAUCAGACUAUACGGGGGACAUGCCGGUUCAUGACUGCUGCUAAGUUGCAAAAUGUCGUGGACUAUGCAUCAUAUCUGACAAGCGGGAUGGAGACCCAUACCUGACAGUAAACGGUCAAACACGGCAAGACAUACGAGACUAGAGUCCAUCAUUCAGUAACAUUUUACUGAUAUAGCAACUUUUGAUGGCAGAGAAAGGCAAGUUGCAGCACCCGUGCUACCCAAAUUCUGGUAUCUUCGUUCAAUUCAUCCAAUGUUCGGCCUGAAACGCACUUGAACCUUCGGGAGUUCAACCGUUUCUGGAGAACCUGGCCCCAUGAUGGACUCCUACUCGUUACUCCCACCCACACCAGAGUCUCUGCGUCUCUCGCACGGACGUGUGGCGUAUACUUGAUCCGACUGGCUUCGCGGGAAUCGACUUGAACACUUGUUUCUGAGCAACUCUAUGCACUGAUAAUCAUACCGAUUCAUACUUCUGUCCAAACUGCCACUUCUGCUUGUCAUCAUGGGAAACCGCAACGAUAUAGGAAGACUUCCUUGCCUUGCAUGAACAGCCGUUUGUUUUUACUCUCAGCCUUCCAGUUCAGGCAAGAAAACUUCACCCUGAUCUCCCAAUGUAGAUGAGAAGAGAAUUCCGGCUGUCGGGUGAUGCGCAUGAUCGCCGCAGGGAGGGAUACCCGACCGUCAUCUUUCCCGUAGCAACAACUGGAGGUCCAUGUCCAGCUGCACACCGGCAUAUCUCUGCAUGAGAUCAAUGCACUCUCAGAGGACCUCUUCCAACUGGCCUGUCAGGCACAAUGGAACCUGCCCGGACCAUGGCACCUACCGGCAACCUGCUUGCUACUUACGCUGCAAUGGGCCGAGGGCACCAGAUAACUAUGAGAUGGCACCCACAAAUAUAGGCUCUACAUGUCUAUGUUAAAGUAGACGACACAUUCUUCAACAGAAGAUUUCUGAUGUGAUUACUACUGAUUUUCUGUUGUUUGUUGUUAACAACAUUGUUUUGAGGGCUUCACGCGCGAAGAAUAUCAGAGUUACUGCAAGGGUCAAGAGGGAGAGAGACACAUCAAAAGAGAGAUAACACUGGACUCCAAGCCUCUGUCUCUGCAAGACGCUGUUAUCUCUAUCUAUAUAUGAAGCGAGCUUCUUUGAGAUAGUACGGACUCGGAAAGGUCAGGCCAGACUGAUUGUGAGAAGGAAAGACUACUGGACUGUAGAAGGCUGCAUAGCUGAACAGCUAGAAAUCAUACACGCAAGGCAAUGGUGUUGUCGGUGUCGGCAAAAUAUUCUUUGAGGUGGCCUGGGUCUAACCUAAUUCGAAGUUCUGCCGGAUUCUCAGAAUGUCGAUUUCAGGUUCGCCUUCCACAACGCGAUCGUCUGCUCGAACGCCAACGUCACCGACGUCUUCAACCUCCAUAACUUCCUCCGCAACAUCAACUUCAACUGAUCGAAGUUUUGACACGCUGCCAUGGAUUUUGCAUCACAUUCUUGAACCACAAACAACUUGCGAGCUACCAAUUAGCAUAAUGUUUUCUAUUAACUCUGGCAAGAGCUUACCACGACUGAAGGAUGUUUACUCCUGGUGGCAGCUUGAUCGAGAUGGAAAGCUUAUUCUUGCUUUCCUCUCCUCCCAAGAGCGAAUAAUCCCCUCCAUUGCGGACUCGACAGCUGCAGAAAUCAAGAACCCACCUGGUGCUCGAGCUGAACCUGAAUUCGACCCCACACACUGUCCCGAUGAUCGUUUCAUGGACCGUGGAAAUGACACCUUGCUCAAAAUUGGCUUCGCGCACAUUGCCGCCAAUACAGAAAGGAAUAUUGAGUUUGAACCUCCUGGCGGGCCACGAGGACUUCCACCUCACUUCAUUCGGAGAUACUGUAUCGAGCAAGUUUUCAUUAAGGAGUUUGGGGAUGUCAACUUUGACCAUGCACUCACAGCUUUAGAUUACAUCAGGGAUCUAGAGUUUACUCGUCGAGAUACCCUACGUGAAACCGCCGAAAACUUUGGAAUCAAUGAGCGCAACUGGCGAAACGUCCUUGGUGGCAAUCCAAAUGCGUUAGCAUGGGUGGAACAGACUCAGGGAAACGAGUUGCGGAUAGAGACGUUGUACUCCAACUUGUUCAUCGAUCUCCGGAUAUGGACCAUGACAAGCAUCUUGCUCUCGAAGCAUUUCUACAAGCAAGAGGCCUUGGCUAUGCUCAACACCUUGUUUCCUCCCUCUCUUCAAGAGCUACCAACCGUCAAGAUCAAUCCCAAGAUAUUGUAUCAACAACGCGCAAUUUUCUAUAGAUACAUCCUUGAUGUGGUCGCCAAUGGACCUGCAAUCAUGAUAGAGUUUGAAAAAAAGCUCAAUCAACAAGACAAUCGCCACAACUGGCUGGCAGUCAGGGGAAACAUGGAGAAGUAUAUGGAUCUAGCAGCAAAGAUGAUUGAUCAAGCAAAGGUUGCUAACGGGAUGUUGCGAGUUCGACGUGCUGAAACACUGGAAUCUUCUGUAUUGAACAAUUCGAGAAGCUUCAGCGGCGCCAGCUUCGAUAGCAUCAGACCCAAGACACCAAAAUCCAAGAGUAGCUUGACUGAUAUGCGAGCAAAGUUCGGACUGAGCAAUAAGUCCAGCAGAGUAUUCGGAGAGGCAAAUUCUGUUUACUCAAAGUCCUUGGUCAACGUCAGCAAAUCCACUCAGGAACAGCCUGAUCAAUCUAGGGUAAAUAUUACCAGCAGAAAACUCGACUCCAGUCGCAGCACAUCGUCUACGUCCCAGCCAAGAUUUGAGAGUCUCCUUUCAUUGCGCGCUCGUGGCCUCUCCAAGCCAAUGGGCUUUGUCCCUCCUCCACUUGAUGAAUUGGAAGCACUUCUAGGUAGAACACUUGCUCCCAAGCCCGAGGAUUAUGAAGCAGAUCUAACGACAACUCCAAACUCAACACCGAGGGUGUCAUUCGAUUUCGACGCUGAACUUGGAUUGAGCAACACUUAUCGCCGCCCAUCACUGUCGUCGGAUCUUCAGACUUCUGAUAGGCCCAACUCAGCAAAACCGAGUCUCCAGAUCGAUACUGAGGGAAUCAGAAGUAAACAACAAGUUGUGUCACCGCCCAUCAAGUUGGCUAUGCCUUUCACCAAAUUCCAGCAGCCUGAAGACAUAACUCCAGCUGAUCGACCACAAACUGCGGAUAACUCAAGCUCAAAGCGUAGUCUUUUGAGGUCACCAGCAUCUUCAAGUAGGUUGUUUUCUGCCUCGGGACCACCACCAUUUGAGCCGCUGCCGCCUCUCGCCACGCUCCCGACUACGCGACGUCAGAUUACCGAGCCAGCUAUGAUGCCCGAACCAUUGAAUAUCAAUAGACCACGUAAGCCGACUACACCAGGAACGUCAAACAUGAGUUCAUUUCCACCUCGCAAUAACCUCAAAGAUCGAGCUUCGUCGUCACAAACUCCUGCAAUCAAGAGCUCACCCUCUGGCCUCAACUCAGAACCUAUCGACCGUACAUCCCAAGACCUUGGGGAGUCCUUCGAAAUUAGAAAGUCACCCUCCAACAUCUCUGCUGCGAAUGCACCACGUCCUUCAACCAGCUCAGAAGUCUCAUCUAUCCUCACCAAGAAACCCUCUGCAGACUCUGCUACACAAUCACGUCUGCCGUCAGACAACUACGAAUUCUUAAAUCGUCCCUACGGCGGAUCUUCUCAAGAAAAUAACUACCCACCUCGAGUCGUAAUGAAGAAAUCUAGCUUCAACGCGCUCUUCUCACGCAAGAAGAAAUCUUCAUCUGCCCUCAAAGAUGAUUUUCAAGCAGGCAACCCCCUUGGUAUUUCCACCGAGCCCAAUCCUCCUUCCAGCGCUAUCCCUCGAGAGUCUAGUGAGACUCGACCAAUUGUCCAGAAGAAAUCUAGCUUUGCAACUUUCAUCCAUGGCGGCUCUGAGGACACUAUCGAGACAUCUAGUGAGGAUGGCCUCCCUCCUAAGACUCCUCGCUCGGCCAGAACUGCACGUUUCUUCCAAGACGAUUACUACGGCCCUGGCAAUGAUUUACCUGAGAAUGGGAAGGAUGAUGAGACUCCACAACCAAAGUUGAAGCCGAAAUCAAGCUUUACCUUCUCCAACCGUCUUCGUUCGUCAGGAUCGCGUUCCAACAUGCGCUCCGACAGCGGUGAUAUGGGUGACAAAGCAGAGCCCAAACUCAACAAAAAGUCUAGCUUUUCUCGUAGUGGAAGUGUUCAAACUCCCGAUUCUCAAGCCAAGGUCGACCCUCAGAGUCAGCCAGAGCAGCGUAGUAUCAAAAGGAUGGCCUCUUUCGUCUUCGGCACCCCUUCUCUCCGCACCUCCGAUUCUCAAGCCACCCUCCGUCCCGAGCGUCGUGUCAUCAAGAAGAAGAGAUCUAAAUACACCGUCGCUGAACCCUCCCAGGCCGCACCACAAAUCCCACCCCUCCGCCACCAGUCUUCCUUCAUCGCUGCCGUCGGUGGACCAGUCAGACCAUAUACCGCUAACUCAGAAGUUAGCCUCUUCGCGCAGUUCGAGGCCGAAGACCAGGGAGUCAAGUACGGAAAGGCACCAGAGGAAGGCAGGCGCUCCGACGUCCUCGGUGUUGGCGGCCCCGUCAGACCAGCCACAUCUGGCAGGCAGGAGCGGGAGGAGGAGGAGGAGGAGGAGGAGGAGGAGGAGGAGGGAGAACCUGCUGGCGAGCUCUCAACGAGCUUCAACAGCAGCAGCAGCAGCAAGAGUCCCACGAGCCCUCUUGCAUACGAAUUCGUCCUUUCGCUCUCUCCCUCUCCCUCUCCACCUCCCACCACCAACACCACCGACAUCUCCGGAUUGGCGGCUGCCGCCGCCGCUGCCGCUCCCCCACAGCAGCAGCAGCUCAAGAAGAAGAAGAGCGUGUGGGGGUUCGUCGCUAGGAAGGAGGUGUCGGCGGAGGAGGUCGCGGAGAGAGAGAGGGUCAGGGAGGAGAAGAGGAGGGUGAAGGAGGAGAGGAGGGAGAGGGAGAGGAGGGAGUUGGAGGAGGGGGUGGUGGCUGUGGCGGAGUUUUUUGUGGGUGGGGAGGGGGUGAGGAGGGGUUGA